ACCUACCCAGCAUCACUUCAUCUAUUGAUCGCACUCCGAACACCCUCUUCUUUACUUUGCGCAUUUAUCUCUCGAAGAAACGCAGACUCCAGAACUAAGCGUGCAAUUGAACACCCGAGCGGACUCUCAAAGCGCCAAGUCGCUCUAACUCGGACUACCACACCCGCUCACAUACGUCGUUAACGUUUUGCGCUUCGUUUGCGCCCUACAGCCUACCCCCCUAUUCCCUACCAUCAAUUGACCUCAAACAUAACUUAUACACGCUCCGCGUCAUGGCGACCGACUACGGUAAAAAGACCAACGCAGAGCUGGUCGAGAUCCUCAAGUCUCGCAGCCUCCCGCAUACGGGCAAGAAGGCAGACAUGGUCGCCCGUCUUGAGGAGGAUGAUAACAAGGCCGCGGAUGCCACGAAACCGCCUGCGGAGGCUGCGGCUCCAGCUGCCGCAGAUGAUGUCAUUGACUGGGAGGAUGAUGAAGUUCCUGCUACGGAGGCUGCGGCGAAGAGCUCCACAGAAGCUGGGGCCGCUGCCAUUGCGGCCGGUGGAAAGGGAGAGGUGGCCAACCCUGUUGCCGUGCCGAACCAGAAGCUAGACACCGACCCUGCUACCACGAAUGAUCUCAAGGUCGAGUCGGAAGGUGCUGCUGCUCCUGCAGAGGAGAAGCCCGAGGCUAGCACCGACGCUGCCGCUACCGCUGCCGCUACCGCCACCACCGAAGAGGUAGAGCAGAAGCCCGCCCCAAGCUUCGCUGCAGGUCUCCCGAUUACAGAGCUGGAGGAGGAGCUGAAGAAGCGCAAGGCUCGGGCGGAGAAGUUUGGCAUUACCGAAGAGUCCAAGGCUGCCAUCGACGCUGCCGAGAAGCAGCUGGAACGUGCGAAGCGAUUCGGAACAGCUGCCACUGCUGCUCCGACUACUGAGGCUGGGGUUAAGAAGUUGGAUGAGGCACUUCCGGAAGAGAGGUCGCGCAAGCGUGGCCGCGGUGACAAUGAGCAGGGCGGCGGUCGGGGAGGAAAGAGACGCGAUUUUGGCGGCCGGAAUAAGUCACGGCGUCAGGGUCGCGGAAAUCGCAACCAGGGUCAAGGUCAGAACCAGCGUCAGCAGCAACAGAAUGGAGGCGGAAACAAGAACAGCAGCUUGAGUGAAAAGGAUGCCCAGGCUUUGGAAGCUCGGAAGAAGAGGUUUGGGUAGGCUGCUCCAGGUUUUCUUGCUUGUCGCUUACAGUUGACAUCUCAUCUGCUUUUCAUCUCAUCGGCGUUUAGGGGAAUUCAAUCUCGAUCUUGAGGAUUUUUACUGGCGUGCUUAGGCUUUUGAUUGAAGCCACGACGGUUCUCAAUACAAUCUUGUAGUGUGAUAGGACGAUUCCAUGGUAGCUCGACCUGGUCAAUCAGAUCGGCCAGAUGCUAAUGUUCCAAAUGGUAGUCGUACAGCCCCUAGUGGGUUGUUUGGCUGAAUAGUGGGACGGAAUUCCAGGCUAUCGUUACUAUGUUGAUAAUCGAACUCUGAUCGGAGAUUGGCCCUUAACGAGGACAAAGAGCCGUUCAGGGUGACAUC
Messenger RNA from Aspergillus homomorphus CBS 101889, 1550 nucleotides. RefSeq names its product SAP domain-containing protein. Gene Ontology annotation, cellular component: nucleus. The transcript has a single exon. Bases 273 to 1187 code for a protein of 304 amino acids. Lineage: Eukaryota; Fungi; Ascomycota; Eurotiomycetes; Eurotiales; Aspergillaceae. Gene Ontology annotation, biological process: poly(A)+ mRNA export from nucleus. The record is from RefSeq and is a predicted model, not a curated record.